AUGACGUCGCUGAUGGGCCAGCCUCACGCUGAGGCCGUUGGAUAUUCCUUCUCUCAGCCAACUGGUGCUGCAGUCAAAGAACAUUCAUUUUACCCAUACACCGACAAUGGAGGCUCAACUCUGGGCGUUACAGGCUCCGACUUCGCAAUCCUCGCUGGCGAUACUCGUUCUGUGGCGGGCUACAAUAUCAACUCUCGCUACGUUCCAAAAGUCUUCAAGAUUGGAGGGGUUGAUGAGACGGGUGAUGGUGCCCAUAUUCUGCUGUCUGUUGUCGGAUACGCUGCAGACGGCCAAGCACUUAAAGAACGACUAGAUGCAGUGGUAAAGAUGUACAAAUACCAGCAUGGAAAACCCAUGUCUGUCACGGCAUGUGCACAGCGACUGUCUACGAUACUUUACCAAAAACGGUUUUUUCCCUACUAUGUGACUGCCAUUCUAGCAGGUUUGGAUAGCGAAGGCAAAGGAGCGCUAUACAGUUACGAUCCGGUCGGCUCAUAUGAAAGAGAGCAAUGCAGAGCAGCUGGCUCUGCAGCGAGCCUGAUCAUGCCAUUCCUUGACAACCAAGUCAACUUCAAAAACCAGUACAUCCCUGGGAGUGGUGAAGGACAUGCCCUUGAACCAAAGAAGGCGGAGCCUUUGCCAAGGGAAACGGUCGAGCAACUCGUGCGAGAUGCAUUCACCAGUGCCGUGGAAAGACACAUUGAAGUUGGUGAUGGCUUGCAGAUGAUGGUCAUUACCAAGAGUGGGAUAGAGGAUAUCUACAUUCCCUUGAAGAAGGACUAA
Molecule: messenger RNA, 783 nt
Organism: Aspergillus wentii DTO 134E9
Lineage: Eukaryota; Fungi; Ascomycota; Eurotiomycetes; Eurotiales; Aspergillaceae
Gene: prs3
Product: proteasome core particle subunit beta 6
Exons: 2
Coding region: 1-783 (260 amino acids)
Cellular component (GO): proteasome core complex
Source: RefSeq, a predicted model, not a curated record